This is a messenger RNA of Argentina anserina (silverweed cinquefoil), 1331 nucleotides long. Its product is annotated as probable aspartic proteinase GIP2. Bases 76 to 1302 code for a protein of 408 amino acids. Gene Ontology annotation, molecular function: aspartic-type endopeptidase activity. The transcript has a single exon. Lineage: Eukaryota; Viridiplantae; Streptophyta; Magnoliopsida; Rosales; Rosaceae. The record is from RefSeq and is a predicted model, not a curated record. Gene Ontology annotation, biological process: proteolysis.
CUCGUCCUCCUUCACCUAAAAAAAAACCAACCCUCGUCCUCUUCUUUCCAAAUCGAUCUACUCUGUGUUUCUUCCAUGGCUGCCUCUCUGCAUUUCCUUCUUCUUCUUCUUCUUGUCUCCUCUUUUCUCUACAACUUCAAAGUAUCCCAAUCUCAUCCUUCUCACCCAAAACAAAAAGGUGCAAUCUUUCACGUCACCAAAGAUGUUACAACUCUCCAGUACGUGACCCAGAUCCGCCAUGGCAUCCCUGUCCGCCCCACCAGCCUCGUCCUCGACCUCGGAGGCCCUCUCCUCUGGCUCGGCUGCGCUUCCGAUUCCGACUCUUCAUCUUCUAGAACUCUCAUCUCUCGGAGCUCUAUAAAAUGCUUGUCAGCAAACCCAAACAUCCACAAAAGCAAGACCACCAAGUGCGAGAGUUUCACACAAAACAGAGUCAAUCAAGUGGCCACACAAGGAGAUCUAGCAGAAGACAUCAUAUUCGUUGAUGGGUCCCAAACUAAGUCCCUGCCUUUGCCUUUCUUGUUUUCCUGUGCACCCAAAUUGCUUAUGAACGACCUAGCAGCUGGUGCUAGAGGAAUGUUGGGCCUCGGCAGGACUCGGGUUUCGGCGGCGUCACAAGUUGCUGCAGCAUUGGGCUCCAAACCGCAGUUUAUCCUCUGCCUGUCUUCAUCAAACGGGGUCGUUUUGCACGACAGUGGGCAGUAUGGUUCUUAUUUUGUUGUCCCUGGAGUUUCAGACUCGCUCACAUACACCCCCCUGAUUACUAAGGUUGACUCACCACAUGAGUAUUUCCUCAACUUGAAGUCGAUCAGAGUCAACGGGAAGCAGUUGGCUUUGAAUUACAAAGAGGGUCUUGGAGGGAUUAAGCUGAGUACAGUUGUUCCCUACUCUACCAUGGAGAGUUCAGUGUAUGCUGUAUUUGUCAGAGCUUAUGAUCAAGCUGCUUUGGCUAUGAACAUGACCAGGGUGGCUUCUGUGGCACCUUUUGGACUCUGUUUUGGUACACAGGUUGGUUCGAGGUUGCCUGUUGUGGAUUUGGCGCUGCAGAGUGAAAUGGUGAAGUGGAGAAUUCAUGGUAGAAACUCUAUGGUUCAAGUGAUGGAUAAAGUUAAGUGUUUGGGGUUCUUGGAUGGUGGCCCAGAGCAGAAGAGUUCAAUUGUAUUAGGGGGUCAUCAAAUGGAGGAUACCCUGUUGCAUUUUGAUUUGAGUGCUUCAAUGCUAGGAAUUAGUUCUUCUAAGUUUAUGGAUCAGAGUACUUGCUCUGAUUUGGGACUGGGUUUUGGGUUUAGAGAGUCGAUGUAACUUCAAGCUAUACACUAAUAGAACUAAUU